AUGUCUUCUGUUUGUCGUGAAAGUGGAAAACAUGGAGGAUCAGCAAUCUACACAAGAAGAUCAGUGAAGUGCAAAGAAAGAAAGGACUUAAGUGAUUUCUCGGUGAUUGGCCAUUUUGAAUGUGCGGCUGUGGAGUGCUGGAUUAAUAAGACCAAGUUGAUCGUUCUGUCGGUAUAUAGACCCUGCGGCGGCAGUUUGGAUGUUUUCCUUGAGAAGAUGGAAAUGGUGCUAGCUUCAGUUGGUGUGGGGCCGGAAAUUAUUGUGUCGGAUGAUUUCAACAUUGACCUUUUGGAGUCAACAAAUGUAGGUGAUAAAAUAGAUUUUCUGUCCUUAAUGAGUUCAGUUGAACUCACUCAAACCAUUAAUGAACCUACCAGGGUAACAAUUAACAGUAGUAGUUGCUUAGAUAAUAUUUUUACCAGUUUUCAUUACUCUGAAUAUGAAUCGCAGAUACUCAGAACUGUAAUAUCGGAUCACUUCGGUCAGAAAAUUUCUUUGAAAUUCCAUAAAGUUAACAAAAGUAAACCAAUUUUUAGAAGGUUUUUUACCCCUGAACAUAUUGAGGCUUUCAGGAGUGAUCUGGGGGAGCAGGACUGGGUGUCUGUAUUUGCGGCAGCUGAGUGUGAUGUGAAUUCUCAAUGGAAGAGUUUUAUGGAUGUAUUUUUGUUGCUCUUCCAUGAGAAGUUUCCUCAAAAACUUGUUCAUGUUAGGAAGGUGGAUUCCAUAAAGAUGUUUGAAACUCAGGAAAUUAGGGAAUGUAAGAAUAGAUUAGAUAAUCUUCUACUACUGCGAACUCAUCAUAAAAUAUAUGAUGAUCUUUAUAAAAUUGAAAAGAAAAACUAUGAGUCCCUUCUAGUUAAAUCCAAAGCUUCCUAUUAUGGGAAAAAGAUCCAAAGUUCAGAUAACAAAUCCAAAAUGAUGUGGUCAAUAGUAAAUGAUGUAACCGGAAAGAAUUAUAACAAUGAAUGUGGUGUUGAAGGGUCACCUUCUGAGGUGUCAAACAAAUUUUCCAAAUUUUUUGAUUCGCUUGUUCAACAGUUGGCUAAGGAAAUUACUGAUAUUCCUUUUGUAAAUUAUUCUCCGGAAAUAAUGGAAGUAUUCACCCUCACGCCAGUUUCGCCUGAAGAAAUUGUUCUAAUAAUUAAUAGUUUCAAAAAUAAACAUUGCAGUGGCUAUGAUGAGGUGUCUCUGUCAAAUCUCUGA
Messenger RNA from Harmonia axyridis, 1203 nucleotides. RefSeq lists its product as uncharacterized. The transcript has a single exon. Lineage: Eukaryota; Metazoa; Arthropoda; Insecta; Coleoptera; Coccinellidae. The coding region runs from base 1 to 1203 and encodes 400 amino acids. The record is from RefSeq and is a predicted model, not a curated record.